AUGCAUUCCAACUACAUUUUCUCGGUUCUUGCCCUAGCUCUUCCCGUGUACUCGCUUAGCUCCACCGCUAGCAUGGGCUGCUACUCCGACGUCGAAUCAUUCAAGAAUCAGGGUCCCUACACCUUUCAAUCACAAGGAUACUGCCAGACCAAAUGCGCAGAGAAAGAUUUCAAGGUCGCUGCUCUGAGCCGUGGCAACAUGUGCUACUGCGGCGAUGAAGUCCCCUCGGAUUCCGCUAAGAUCGCCGACGAUAAGUGCGACGUGGCCUGCUCUGGAUGGCCCGAUGAUAACUGCGGUGGCAAGGAUACCUUCAGCGUCAUCCAGGCGGCUGAGAACGUCAAAGCCUCUGGUUCCAAAAACUCCACUACUGCUAUUGAACCCACUGCUGCCACCGCAGCUGGCGGGAUCAUUGUCGCACCCUCAACAUCGAGCUCACCAACCGGUAUGGCGACCGCGGCAUCAGAGAGCGCGAAUGCUUCCUCCAAGUCUGCCUCUGGCUCCCAAGCUAUCGCAACUGCCUCCCCCACGCCCACUGAUAACGCUGCCGGGACAAUGCGCGCAGGCUCCUCGCUGCUCGGUGCUGCUAUUGCAGGUAUCGGCUUGCUUCUGUGA
Penicillium coprophilum is the source of this 612-nucleotide messenger RNA. Its product is annotated as WSC domain-containing protein. The record is from RefSeq and is a predicted model, not a curated record. Bases 1 to 612 code for a protein of 203 amino acids. NCBI's taxonomy places the organism in Eukaryota, Fungi, Ascomycota, Eurotiomycetes, Eurotiales, Aspergillaceae. The transcript is spliced from 2 exons.